Molecule: messenger RNA, 2016 nt
Organism: Antrostomus carolinensis (chuck-will's-widow)
Lineage: Eukaryota; Metazoa; Chordata; Aves; Caprimulgiformes; Caprimulgidae
Product: prospero homeobox protein 2
Exons: 5
Coding region: 1-2016 (671 amino acids)
Biological process (GO): regulation of transcription by RNA polymerase II
Cellular component (GO): nucleus
Molecular function (GO): RNA polymerase II cis-regulatory region sequence-specific DNA binding; DNA-binding transcription factor activity, RNA polymerase II-specific
Source: RefSeq, a predicted model, not a curated record
AUGAUCCCAAACCAGCUGAGGGUGAGCUCUCCAGUGUCCAGGCAGGAAGAAGAGAUGAUGGAUGACAACACUGCCUCUGAGCAGGACAGAGACUGUGCCACUCCAGGGCACAGCCUGGGGCUGAAGACAGAGCCCUGUUUCCAGACUGACCCUCUCUUGCCUUCCCCCAGCACAUCCCUGAUAUCACAGCUCCUCAGACACCCAGUGGUUGUCAGGAGCCUGGAUCCAUGCAUUGUUUUCCCUUCCUCCCAGGCAGUGGCCCUGCCUCAGGACUAUGAGUGUGGUGCAUUUCCUAGAGAAGGAGCUCAAGCCCUGGCUUUCCCCAGGACCUGUGCCCCAGCUUCUGUGCCCUGUGCUGGUGACAGGGACCAGCUCUCUGACCAGCACCUACAAGACCAGAUCUCUGACCAGCACCUACGAGCCAAACGGGCCAGGGUGGAGAGCAUCAUCCAAGGUAUGAGUCUCCCACCAACCCCCCUGGCAUUUGACACCGGCCUGGAAGCAGCUUUUGGGCACAGGAGGGAGAGGGCUGGUGAGAUGCCCCGGGAGAGCAAGAGGAAGCCAAGGGUGCCCCAGCAGGGAGCAGGGGCAGCCAAGCAAGUGGCUCCCAUGAGGGGCAGCGCCCAUGAUGAGGGUUGCCAGCAGCUGAAGGAGCAGCUUUGUUUUUUAGAGCAGCAGUUGAGGAGGCUUCAGGAGAAGUUCUCUCAGGUCUGUGACUCUGGGGAUGCUGCCCAAACCCUGGAAGGUGCCCAGAAAGCGCAUCCAGUGCCUGGGAAGCCUGGAGACAGACUGGACAAGGACAGUGCUGCUGCUAUGAAUGACCCAUGCCGAGUGCCUCUCUGGAGGAGCAUCGCAGGGGUGCACGGGCAGGAGGAUGACGAGGGCAGAGACGGCACAGGUGGCUUGCCUUCAUCUGUGAGGGUCCUCUCACAGGCGCUGAAGCAUGAGCUGGCCAGGGUGACAUCCCGGGUGGUGGACUCUGUUCUGAAGACCAUGUGGCCAAAGGCAGCCGGCCCCCUCCUGCAGCAGCACCGCAGCCUCCUGGUGCCGGGGCCAGGUGCCAGGAGAGAGUAUUUUGCUGCUGGGAAAUGCAGAAAGCCACUUGCUAAGUCAUCCCCCAUGAAUGGGCUGGGCUUGCUGGGCUCACCCCAGGCUGAGGCCCUGUCAGGGGCUUCAGGGAAGAGCCCGGGCUCUCAUGCUGGCUCCUUCAGUUCAAAGGGGGUCAGAAAACCCUGUCAGGUACCCAGCAUGGGUUACCCGCUGGGCUCAGCUCUCCCCAUCCAGGACAACCAGCUGCUGAGCCAGCUGCUGGGCUGUGGCCAGCACAUUGUGAGACAGCAGCAGCAGCAGCAGCGUCCCCUGCCCCUGAGCCCAGCUGACAUGGAGGGCCUGGCACUGCUGCCGGCUGGCAGGGAUGGCUGUGGGGAGCUGCAGGCUGCGAUGGACGGGGUGCCCUUUGCCUCCACCCAUAUAUCCUUUGGGGGCAGCUGGAGAGGUCCCUGGGCUCGGCUGGAGCUAGAGAGGCAGAUCCAGGAGGCGUUGACCCCCAGCCACCUGAAGAAGGCCAAGCUGAUGUUUUUCUUCACGCGCUACCCCAGCUCCACUCUGCUGAAAACCUACUUCCUCGACGUGCAGUUCAGCCGCUGCAUCACCUCCCAGCUCAUCAAGUGGUUCAGCAACUUCCGCGAGUUUUACUACAUCCAGGUGGAGAAGUUUGACCGGCAGGCCCUGCUGGAGGGCGUCGUGGAUGCUGGAGCCCUCCGGGUCUCCCGGGACUCAGAGCUCUUCCGUGCCCUCAACAUGCACUAUAACAAGGGAAACGACUUCGAGGUGCCAGGGCGGUUCCUGGAGGUGGCCAGCCUGACGCUGCGGGAGUUCUUCAGUGCCGUCCGGGCGGGCAAGGAUGCCGACCCCUCCUGGAAGAAACCCAUUUACAAAAUCAUUUCCAAACUGGACAGUGACAUCCCAGAAGGGUUCAAAGCUGCCAGCUGCUCCCAGGAACUGCUCCGCAGCUGA